Molecule: messenger RNA, 372 nt
Organism: Lasiosphaeria miniovina
Lineage: Eukaryota; Fungi; Ascomycota; Sordariomycetes; Sordariales; Lasiosphaeriaceae
Exons: 6
Coding region: 1-372 (123 amino acids)
Source: RefSeq, a predicted model, not a curated record
AUGAGUCCCAGAGUGUUUAUUCUGUGUGCCUCUCACGCAGAGGCUGUUGAACAUGUCCUGACCGGUGAACUGGUGGGAGAAGUCGACAUAGUUUCUCAAGUGGACUAUACUGCCGCUGGGAGAGGUGCCGGGACCUUGUCUUCGGAGGCUUUCGCCGACGGCAGACUGAGGUAUCCGGGCCAGAGCAGAGCCCAGCCGGAAGGCCGGUGCUACUGUUGCGUCAACCACUGGACAAGUGCAGGACAGAAAUACGCGAACAACCUAGGUAAGGUCCUCGCCUAUGGCACCGUGUACGACAUCUGCGAUGCUAACGUCGAGGAUCUGGGGGAGGACGAGCAACUGGCGCGAGCGUCUCGUCUCUUCACAAGAUAG